Messenger RNA from Chara braunii, 1556 nucleotides. The record is from the annotation of a GenBank genome assembly. NCBI's taxonomy places the organism in Eukaryota, Viridiplantae, Streptophyta, Charophyceae, Charales, Characeae.
GUGGGACAUUCACUUGGAUCUUCUGAAAUUGACUCGUCAACAACAAACAAAGGGGAGAGUGACAUAUAAGGUUGCAAACUUGCCUUUGGAGGACACAUACAGAAUGGUGGUCAUCAUGUACUCCAACGACGGGGAUCAUCAUCGCAACACUAUUCCCUUGUUUGACAAUAUUCAAGUUGCAGGUCCAUCAUCUGCCGAGCAGGUGGCUGACAUAUCGACACUUGUGCGGAGAGAGAGAAAGCCGAAGAUGUUGAAUGAUGUCGUGGAGAAGAACUUUCUGCGAUCGAAGUGGAAAAUGGCAGGUAUGGAACCACCAGAGAAAGUUGUUUAUGAUGGUAUGGAAAGAGAGCCGAAUGCGAUGGCGGAGACAUUGGAGCAUUUUUGUCCUGCGGAUGAGGCUGUCGUUUUCCUGGGGAAAGGUCAUGCGGGAUUGGUUUGGGAGUUGUUAAAGAGUCACCGCCAUUGCAUUGUGCUAGAAGGGGAGGGUAUGAAGUUCGAGUUCCUCUCUCAGUUCAUUAACAAGAUGGUCAAAACUCGAGAUUACUUCGCUAGAUUUAUUAAUCCGCCUCCUCGACAUGAUGAAGGGCGUGAUCUCGUCUACAAGGUUGGCCAAAACAUGGUCAAUAUUUGGGAGUUUCUCUUCGAAACAAAGCCGCAACACAAAGGGGAACGUACUUAUGUCCUCAGAAGAAGGAAAGUGGAGACGCUUUUGAGGGGUUGUCACAAAGCACCAUCGGAGAGGGAAAUUUCAUUUCUCGACCGCUUGGAGACAAUGUAUUUCGACCAACAAAUCGGGGCGUUUACAAUUGCAGGUUAUGCGACUUGUUUUGUGGAUGGUGAGGACUUUGAUGCCGACGACUCAGAAGAAGAGAGUGUUGAUGACACUUUGCAAGCGGCUUUGGAAAAUGAGAGGCAAAAAGCUUGUAGCCCGGCUUCGCAGAGAAUGGGUGUUCCAGGCACAUCGUCCGGUUUUGGAGGAGCUUCGAGCAUGGCGGUUUCGACGGAUCAGUUAAUGACUCGGCCGCCGACUUCUUCUAUUGUUACACCGACUCAGAUGGCGGGCAAUACAAUGACGGAGUCAUCCGGAGGCAGUCUGGAUCCGAAGCUUCUAGCAAUGCUCUCCCCAGAGUUGUUGCCAACUCUGGCACCAUUUGCACACACCCCAAGUACUAUUAUGGAAUUGUCACGCUCUCGAACUCCACAACAACCUCCAUCUGAUGAGCCUUUGGAAUACGAGAUUGCAGACAUAAUCCCUGCGAACAUUGGGCUGCUUCCGGGGCCUAUAGUGUGCCGAGACGAUUAUACUGUGACGUAUGAUGCCACAUGGGGUCAUCACAUUAUAUGGCACCCCCAACACUUCCAACCUGCAUUGGCGAGAGGGAGGUGGGUUAUGGCUAUAAAAGAAGAAGGGGAGUGACAGUUUUGCCUCCACAAACGUAUGUCAGGAUCGAACUUUCUCAAACACGCCAAAAAUCAGAUUGCCAAGCGACUCCUGCGACUUAGUCCGGAGGUUUCUCAAUCAAGGCUAAAUGUAAGAACAAAAGAAAUUUUCCAAG